AUGGCUGCCGACAGCAAGGGGCUCCUGGGUAGUAUACGCAGCCUGUGGCUCCAAACAGGUAUGCGGGGAGCCUUCGGAAAGCCCCAGGGCACAGUGGCCAGGGUCCACAUUGGCCAGGUCAUCAUGUCCAUCCGCACCAAACUGCAGAACAAGGAGCAUGUGAUUGAGGCUCUCUGUCGGGCCAAGUUCAAGUUUCCUGGUCGCCAGAACACCCACAUCUCCAAGAAGUGGGGUUUCACCAAGUUCAGCGCGGAUGAGUUUGCAGACAUGGUAGAGGAGAAGCGGCUCAUCCCGGAUGGCUGUGGCGUCAAAUACAUCCCCAACCGUGGGCCUCUGGACAAGUGGUGGGCACUGCACUCCUGAGAGUCCUGGAGCUGUGCCCUCCAGUCCCUGUUCCCCACCCCAGCACCCAAGCUCCC
Sorex araneus (European shrew) is the source of this 419-nucleotide messenger RNA. RefSeq names its product 60S ribosomal protein L10-like. Gene Ontology annotation, cellular component: cytosolic large ribosomal subunit; ribosome. The record is from RefSeq and is a predicted model, not a curated record. Gene Ontology annotation, biological process: translation; ribosomal large subunit assembly. The transcript is spliced from 2 exons. Lineage: Eukaryota; Metazoa; Chordata; Mammalia; Eulipotyphla; Soricidae. Gene Ontology annotation, molecular function: structural constituent of ribosome. Bases 1 to 363 code for a protein of 120 amino acids.